CAGGUCCGACCGUGCUCAAUGGAUUCCUUGCUGCUUGAAUUGCCUUUGGUCGCCUUCAUUGUUUCCCUCUUCUGCUUCAUCCUAAAUCGUUUUUCAAGAAGUAAGCAGCAAUUCAGUCUUCCCCCAUCUCCGCCGGCUCUUCCUGUCAUUGGCCAUCUUCACUUGAUAGGAGAUCUUCCCCAUCACUCCAUGCUAGAGCUGUCCAAAAAGUAUGGAGAGUUCAUGUUUCUUAAGCUUGGCAGCUUGAACACCCUUGUUGUCUCUUCACCAGAUGCUGCCAAAAUUGUUCUCAAGACUCUCGAUCCUGAGUUUGCAAUGAAGCCCGAGCAUCUGGAGGCCAAAUAUGCUAGCUAUGGUGGACGAGGUAUAAUCUUUGCACAGUAUGGUGAGCACUGGAGACAAGCCAGGAAGCUCUGCACAGUACAACUGCUGUCAACAAAAAGAGUUGAAUCUGCUGAACCAAAUCGAAAAUUGGAAAUGGGUCUUUUGCUUGCAGACCUGUGGAAAUGUGCUGACGAUGGUGCUGUUGUGAACUUGACCAACAAACUCUCCGACUUCGCCUUCAACGUAAUGCUCAAGAUGGUCACAGGCAAGAGCCACUCCAGCAGCGCAAGCAGCAGAGAUGAAGAGGAGCAAGCGCGUAGCAUUAAGGAGGGUCUCAUGGAAUUCGUUCGAGAAGGCACUGGAAUGCAUAUUGCAACUUUCUUUCCGUGGCUCACGUGGGUCGACAAGCAAGUGUACAAGCUGGCCUCUGUGCACAAGCGUGUUGACAAGAUCCUGGAGAGCGAAAUUGAUCGGCAUCGAGAAAAAUUGGGAAAAUCGCAACCAAGCAUGCAGCAUGAGAACUUUAUCGAUGUCAUGCUAAUGGACAGCGACGCGAACGACGCCCAUAUCAAAGCAAUGACAGUGGACAUGCUCGCGGCAAGCACUGACACUGCCUCAAUCACAUCGGAGUGGGCAAUUUCAGAGCUACUGAAUCAUCCUGCUGCGCUGGCCAAGGUACAAGCCGAAUUGGAUGAAGUGAUAGGCCAAGAACGUACCAUGCAAGAGUCGGAUAUCCGAAGUCUCACGUACCUCCAAGCAGUUAUCAACGAAACACUUAGGCUACACCCGCCAGUCCCAAUUUAUCCCCGCGAGAACUCUGCCCAAGCCUGCAUGAUCAGCGCCAAAUGGGGUGUUCCUGCAAGAACGCGAGUCUUCAUAAAUGCAUAUGCAAUUGGAAGAGAUGAGACGCUGUGGAAGGAGGCGCACCGAUUCAAGCCGGAGAGGUUCCUGGAGGAGAAAGUCGGCAUCGAUGCCCGAGGGCAGGACUUUGAGCUGAUACCAUUUGGUGCAGGACGCAGAAUGUGCCCGGGGAUGCAGCUGGGUCAUACCAAUGUCAUGCUGGCCGUUGGAAGCUUGUUGCACGCAUUCAACUGGAUCAUACCCGGAGCCGAUAAUGGCACCGGCAAGGUAGACAUGCAGGAGCACUUCGGGAUGACUGUCGCCAGAGCAGCGCCUCUCCAGCUCCUGCCGGUGCCGCGCUUGCCCGCCCAUGCUCUAGCCCUAAAGCCUGGGAUUUAAUCAAUCCAGAUUCAGGCGCGAGUUUUUAAUAGUAGGUACUAAAAACAUUAUGAAGAUUUUUAUAAAAUAAAAUGUAUAUAUU
Selaginella moellendorffii is the source of this 1645-nucleotide messenger RNA. RefSeq names its product cytochrome P450 71A1-like. The transcript is spliced from 2 exons. NCBI's taxonomy places the organism in Eukaryota, Viridiplantae, Streptophyta, Lycopodiopsida, Selaginellales, Selaginellaceae. Gene Ontology annotation, molecular function: monooxygenase activity; heme binding; oxidoreductase activity, acting on paired donors, with incorporation or reduction of molecular oxygen. The record is from RefSeq and is a predicted model, not a curated record. The coding region runs from base 19 to 1563 and encodes 514 amino acids.